AUGAGCUCCAUCGCCGGAAACGUUGAGCUCUCGUCGCUAAAGAAUGCGCCGGUUGGCAAGGAGCUCUGCUCCGGAGCCCGUGACUGGACAGCUGGGGCCGCCGGUUGGAAGGAGGACGGGUGGUGGCUCAAACUCAAUUCUGGGGGGCCGUCGUGGGACCUCACGUUUGCUUUACCACUCCCACGUUUGGAUGGUGGCGUUGAAGAGCCAAGACACGUCCCCGACCCGCUAAUGCGCGGCGACGGCUCUUUGAUGUUUCGAUGGUGGUGUGUGUGGUUGGUCGACAACAGUGGCUACGAGUAUUUGAACCUUGUGCAAAUGUCCAGCAGCCACCACGCGCCCUCACCUGUAACGACGGCUACCAUCUGCUACGAGGCAGAGCCAUCUUCGUUGGCCGUGUGUCAGAGGCGCACUGAGACGAACGACGUAGCUACGGCAUCACAAUUACGCAGCACCCUCUUCCGCCAUCCUGUCGUACCAGAUCCAUCCCUCCACGUCGCUCCUCGCGCGCCACUCGAUCCCCAUGGCCUCCACGCUGCCGCCCACGCCCGUUCGGAACUCGACGGCUGCAAAGUCGUGCAUCGUGAGCGUCGGCGCGUCCUGCAGGUCGACGUACAUGAUCCACUUGUCGCCCGAGACGUGCACGAAGUCGCACUUGACGCGAAAGUUGUUGUCUGGCAGCUCAGCAUGGAGCUGUGCCUGCGGGGCGGGCUUCGUGUUGCUUGUGUCGCCGCCUUGGACCGCCUUGAGAUCGAUGUAGCCGUAGCCGGGGUGGUAGUACAGCCCAGCGUGUUUCUCCAGGGACACUGA
Messenger RNA from Purpureocillium lilacinum, 810 nucleotides. The record is from RefSeq and is a predicted model, not a curated record. NCBI's taxonomy places the organism in Eukaryota, Fungi, Ascomycota, Sordariomycetes, Hypocreales, Ophiocordycipitaceae.